AUGUCUGAAGAAGACUGGGAAGGGCUUGCAGAAAAGGAUGAGGACGAAAUCCAGAAGAUUUUAGAUUCCCAAAACAAGUUUUCUGAUGAGUUUACCGCUCCAGUCGUGUCAGAACCUCCAGCACCUACAGCUCAGGAGCAAUCUGCCCCCAAAGCCGUCAAGAAGAACAAAAAGAAGAUUGGUGAAGAGUUUGAAAAAAAGAACCAGGAGAAAAAACGUGAAACCCAAGGAAAAACUCCAGAUUUUGACGAAAAAAGAGCCCAAAAGCAGAAAGAAGAAAAAGCAGACCACGAAUUGACUGACGAGCUUUUCCAAGUCACCAAAGUAGAAGAGCUGAUCAUUAUCGUUAAUUAUCUAUAACGUUUAACGUCCUCUACGGGGUCACCUUGUCCAGGGCUUUCACCAUAUUUAUCCACUGUCGGGCUCAUGGACCUCUGGAUCGACUCACUUAGUUGCUCUAGGGCACGGGAAAAUAAAAUGUUCCGGCUUCGACGGGCUUCGGUUUAUUGUUCGACUCAGCUCCUCGCGUGUUCCGCCUAAAGGUCACCUUCCUCGGGUGUGCUGAGGGGUAAAGACCUUAGCUUCUUGAGCGCACUGAGGAGCAGUUCCUCUGGGUUAUCCCCAGAGUUAAACCGCUAUUGCUGUGCAGAAGUUCUCGAAAUAAAAUUGCUUGAGGGAGAGAAAAUUAGCAGAGCUAAUUUCGCUCGAACCGAAUACCAUUUUAUUUACAUAGAAGAGCUAAUCAGUGAGCAAAACUACCUGGACUUUGCAGGAGAAGUUUCACGAAAACUAACACAUGGCAAUGCCCACUACAGAAUCCCAAUAUUCUUUAAAGAAUUACUAAAAGAUAUGUCCACCCUGCUCGAUUCCACUCAAUUAAGCGAAAUUGUGUCUCAAACCAACAUUGCUCACGCUGACAAAGUGAAGCAAGAAAAAGGCCCAACCAAGAAAAAAGCCACAAAGAAGCAGCCUGUAAUUAAAGGAAUCGACAAAAAAGGGAAUCUCUUCGGUGAUGAAGAAGAAGGAUAUGACGAGAAACUUGACGAGUACGCAGAUAUAUUUUAA
Blepharisma stoltei is the source of this 1065-nucleotide messenger RNA. The record is from the annotation of a GenBank genome assembly. NCBI's taxonomy places the organism in Eukaryota, Ciliophora, Heterotrichea, Heterotrichida, Blepharismidae.